CCCUCUCCCGUCUCGGACUCUCGGCUUCUCCACUUGCCGGAUUCCGCCCUCGUCUCUCGUCUCUCACACUCUCACUACUUUCUUCAUCGUCUCUCACCGCCUCACUCCCUUACGCCCUCUGCCCUCGCUCCUCACAUCCUCAGAUGCCAAACACUACCCAGUCGCCGACUCAGCGCCUGCAACUCGCCAACUCCUCCGUCUCCUCGUCCAGUCGUCCUCAAGGAGUCAAGGAUAGGGAGUCACUGGACACUGGCCAGCUCUGCCUCCACCGCCUCGUCAGUCGCCACCAGCUCUGCCUCCGACACAACAAGACGUGCUACGCAGGACAGAGAGGACACCGGCUCACUGCUGGCUGCCUGGCCGGAGUUGUCGCCUCACCACCAGCUCCGAGCCUCCUACACGACGCCAAUUCUAUUCUUUUUCAAGAGAAAGUGAAAGGGGAUGCAGAGCUUUACCAAAUCUGCAGCCCCACUUUGCAGCAGCGGCCAUUGUCACAGAAUCAACUCAGCUCCCUGUAAAAGUGUCAUCUUUGGAGGUGUUCUUAAUUCUAAGCCUCAACGCACCUUAAUCCUCAAGCAACUUUCUUCUUCCUCUUCUUGGAUGCUUUCCCAAAA
Molecule: messenger RNA, 614 nt
Organism: Ipomoea triloba (trilobed morning glory)
Lineage: Eukaryota; Viridiplantae; Streptophyta; Magnoliopsida; Solanales; Convolvulaceae
Exons: 3
Coding region: 144-518 (124 amino acids)
Source: RefSeq, a predicted model, not a curated record